Vigna radiata var. radiata (mung bean) is the source of this 2420-nucleotide messenger RNA. RefSeq names its product U-box domain-containing protein 11. Lineage: Eukaryota; Viridiplantae; Streptophyta; Magnoliopsida; Fabales; Fabaceae. Gene Ontology annotation, biological process: protein ubiquitination. Bases 97 to 2052 code for a protein of 651 amino acids. Gene Ontology annotation, molecular function: protein binding; ubiquitin-protein transferase activity. The record is from RefSeq and is a predicted model, not a curated record. The transcript is spliced from 4 exons. Gene Ontology annotation, cellular component: nucleus; cytoplasm.
AUACUUGAUAAGUCUCCUCAUACACCUUAUUAGACUAUCUCUGACUCACUUUCCUAAACACACAAGACAACCUUAACCUUAACCUUUGCAGCCACAAUGGCCGGCGAACUCGCCGGAGACCACACGCCAGAGCUCCUCUGUCUGGUCCACGACAUCUCCGGAAUGUGCGUCGGCUCCUCCUCCGCUGCACCCAUUCCCACCGACGCCAUGUUCCGCAAGGACUGUACCGAUCUAGUUCGCCGGAUCUCCCUCCUCACCCACUUGUUCGAGGAGAUUAGAGAACUCAACAGCAACAAUGUUGUCGCUUCCGCUUCCUCGUCUUCUUCCUCCUCUUCCGCCGCAUCUUGGUCCUCUGAUCUUCUCUUCGCUCUUCAGUCUGCAAGAAGUUUGCUUUCCGUCGCCAGAAACUUCCGUUCCAAUUGCUCCUCUGAUGGAGCUGCAAAGACCAUUGUCUUCCAAUUUCAGUGUGUGACGUGGAAAUUGGAGAAACUGUUGAGUGAUUUGCCGUAUGACAAUUUGGACAUCUCAGAGGAAGUCAAAGAACAGGUGGAUUUGGUAAGAACGCAAUUGAAACGAGCCUCAGAAAAAUAUGGGUUUAUGAUUUCAAAGAUGCCAUCUCAUGAAUUAUCCAAGCCGCUGACUGAAGAAAUUAGUCAGGUUCUUUCCAAAUCCGUGGGUGGAUUAUACAAACAACAUAGCUGUCCUGAAAAUUUAUCAGAACUAGACAGCAUUUCUAAAAGCAAUGGAGAGAAUAAUUGCAGCACAAAUCGACUUGGAUCUCUCUUGGAAAGAGCAAGGAGCAUCCCUGCAUCUUCUGAAGUUCUCUUUUCGAAUGAAUCUGAUCCUGAAAGUCAAGAAGUUUCUGAGACAAAAAGUCUACCUGAGGUUAAAAGGCCUGAAGCAAUUGUGAUUCCUGAAGAUUUUCUUUGUCCUAUUUCCUUAGAACUAAUGAGGGAUCCUGUUAUUGUGGCGACGGGUCAGACGUAUGAGAGAUCUUACAUACAGAGAUGGAUAGAUUGUGGAAAUACAACGUGUCCGAAAACUCAGCAGAAGCUCCAACAUUUGACACUCACACCAAAUUAUGUUUUAAGGAGCCUUAUUUCUCAGUGGUGUAUAGAGCACAACAUCGAGCAGCCAACAGGACUAACUAAUGGGAAAAUAAAGAAGAGUGACGGGUCAUUCAGAGACGUUACGGGUGACAUAGCAGCAAUUGAAGCUCUGGUGCGGAAGCUCUCCAGCCGGUCUGUUGAGGAGCGUAGAGCAGCUGUUACUGAAAUUCGAUCGCUGUCCAAACGAAGUACUGACAAUAGGAUACUAAUUGCUGAAGCUGGAGCCAUUCCAGUUCUAGUCAACCUUCUAACAUCAGAAGAUGUAUUGACGCAAGACAAUGCUGUUACUUCAAUUUUAAACCUUUCCAUUUAUGAAAAUAACAAAGGACUUAUAAUGCUUGCUGGUGCCAUUCCAUCCAUUGUCCAAGUCCUCCGUGCUGGAACCAUGGAAGCAAGAGAAAAUGCAGCAGCAACCCUCUUCAGCUUGUCACUUGCAGAUGAGAACAAAAUUAUAAUUGGCGCGUCAGGAGCCAUACCCGCUUUGGUAGAAUUGCUCCAAAACGGGAGUCCUAGAGGAAAGAAGGAUGCUGCAACAGCAUUAUUCAAUUUAUGCAUUUAUCAAGGGAACAAGGGCAGGGCCAUUAGGGCAGGGAUCAUCACAGCAUUGUUGAAAAUGCUUACAGAUUCAAGCAAAUCAAUGGUUGACGAAGCCCUAACAAUAAUGUCAGUUCUUGCCAGCCACCAAGAGGCAAAAAUUGCUAUAGUAAAAGCCAGCACUAUACCAGUUUUGAUAGAUCUUUUGAGGACCGGAUUGCCUCGCAAUAAAGAGAAUGCAGCAGCUAUUCUUCUCGCCUUGUGCAAGAGGGAUGCCGACAAUCUUGCUUGUAUAAGUAGACUUGGUGCCGUCAUACCUCUCUCUGAACUCGCUCGAACUGGUACAGAGAGGGCCAAACGGAAGGCUACUUCAUUACUGGAGCAUCUUCGUAAGUUGCAGCAACUUUAAAUGGCGUAGUUCUGCAAAGAACUUCAAGUUUGUUCUCAUUAUUUGACAUAAUUUUCCACACUGCGGUUUGCAAACUGGUCAUACGAGGUGAAGUAAGAAAGUCAGCCUCCUUGAUUCAGUUAUUCUUUUCUUGGUUUCUUCUUUUUUAACCCCUGUAUGAGCGUGUAAAGAAAUCAAUUGAUAUAUUGUUUACACAAGUUCCUGUUUACGUCUUUAUUAGUUUGUUGCCCUGUUGAAAUAGUUAACUGUAGCAUCUAGCCCUUGUUCUACCGAUUACAAACUUAAAUUAGACCGUGCCAGAAUCAAGGCAUUCUUUGAAUCUCAAUAAAUGUACUCAGAUUUAACAUCAAAUUUUUCCAGGUAGAAAA